This is a messenger RNA of Pararge aegeria (speckled wood butterfly), 1141 nucleotides long. Its product is annotated as aquaporin-like. The record is from RefSeq and is a predicted model, not a curated record. Gene Ontology annotation, molecular function: water channel activity. Gene Ontology annotation, cellular component: plasma membrane. Gene Ontology annotation, biological process: transmembrane transport. Bases 189 to 995 code for a protein of 268 amino acids. NCBI's taxonomy places the organism in Eukaryota, Metazoa, Arthropoda, Insecta, Lepidoptera, Nymphalidae. The transcript has a single exon.
CUGCCGUGAUUGUAUCAAAUAUUGAUCAACGAUUUCACCAGAUUGCAAGCAAAACACGUUUCGUUCACACGUACAGUAUAAGGAAAGACGAGUUCCCAUCUUUAAAUAAAAUUAGUGACCAUAAUAUAAUGCUGUGAUUCAUUUAGUCGAGGCAUCAUUACGUGAAACCAGUUACUGACACGAGAGCAAUGACGGUGGACAGUCAUCCGGAAUCUGCUGCAGACGAAAUGAUCGUACAGGAAGACAACACGAAACGAAAAAACGGACUCCGCCCUUGGUGGUUGGAUAAUUGGAGAGGAAUCCUUUCAGAGCUGAUAUCAACAUUUCUGUUGCUAUUUCUUGGUUGCAUGGCGUGUAUACCAAUAGAUGGUUUCCCGAAAAACCCACCGAUGUACGGUGCCCUUGGAUUUGGGCUGAUCGUUCUCAUCAACAUACAGACGUUCGGACACAUAUCUGGUGCGUUUAUGAAUCCAGCAGUGACAUUAGCAGCAGUUAUCUGGGGUAAUAUGUCUAUAGCAGUUGGAUUAGCGUAUUUUGUUGCACAAUGCUUGGGCGCUGUUAUGGGUUAUGGUGCUCUUAUGGGAAUGUCGCCCAUAGAUUUAUAUCCCGAUGGGGUUUGUACGACCCUACCGCAUGAGAAGCAUAAUAUUUAUCAAGCUUUGGGUAUUGAAAUAUUUUUGACAGCAUCUUUAGUGUUCAUAAACUGUAAUUUGUGGGAUCCAGUUAGCGCAGAUAAAGUUGAAUCCAAUCCAAUUAAAUUGGGUCUGACUGUAGCCGGUCUAUCGAUAGCAGGAGGUCCUUUGACAGGGGCUAGCAUGAAUCCAGCGAGAUCAUUGGCACCAGCGUUUUGGACCGAUACUUGGAAUGGACAUUGGAUAUAUUGGGUGGGACCUAUCGUUGGGUCGGUAUUGGCAACAUUAUUUUACAAAUAUAUCUGGUUGAAAUUAGAUAAAGCUAAGCCGCCAAAAGUGCUUCAUUGGACCGAAAUUGAGUGAAGUGAAGUAUAAGUAAUCUUUGUUUAAAUGUUCGACCUCGAAUAGUCCAAAAAUAGUGUUUUUAUUUGAAGUGUACACCACAGUGAUUUGUUUAGGUAUAUUGUGUAUUUGAACAGACACGAAUUAUUAUUAAAACAUUACAAGUA